AUGUCUGCCGCUAAGACCAAGGCUCAGACUCUUAUUAACGAGAAUGGCGUUGUCGUCUUCUCCAAGUCCUACUGCCCCUACUGCACCGCUACCAAGUCGACCUUGAAGGAUGCCGGUGCUAAGUUCACCGUUCUCGAGUUGAACGAGAUUGUAGAUGACGGACCUGCUAUCCAGAACGCCCUCGUCGAGAUCUCGAACCAGCGUACCGUGCCCAACGUUUUCAUUCAGGGAAAGCACAUUGGUGGAAACUCGGACUUGCAGGCUAAGAAGGCUCAGUUGCCUGCUUUGUUGAAGGAGGCUGGUGCGCUUUAG
Messenger RNA from Aspergillus wentii DTO 134E9, 312 nucleotides. RefSeq names its product glutaredoxin. Gene Ontology annotation, biological process: cellular response to oxidative stress. The transcript has 3 exons. Lineage: Eukaryota; Fungi; Ascomycota; Eurotiomycetes; Eurotiales; Aspergillaceae. Bases 1 to 312 code for a protein of 103 amino acids. Gene Ontology annotation, molecular function: glutathione disulfide oxidoreductase activity. Gene Ontology annotation, cellular component: nucleus; cytoplasm. The record is from RefSeq and is a predicted model, not a curated record.